Messenger RNA from Mesocricetus auratus (golden hamster), 441 nucleotides. Its product is annotated as actin, muscle. The record is from RefSeq and is a predicted model, not a curated record. Bases 19 to 411 code for a protein of 130 amino acids. The transcript has a single exon. Lineage: Eukaryota; Metazoa; Chordata; Mammalia; Rodentia; Cricetidae.
CUGGAUUUUGAGCAGGAAAUGGCUACUGCUGCAUCCUCCUCCUCCUCCUUGGAGAAGAGCUAUAAGCUGCCUGAUGGGCAGGUGAUCACCAUCGGCAAAGAGCACUUCCGGUGUCCAGAGGCGGUUUUCCAGCCCUCCUUCCUGGGAAAGGAGUCCUGUGGCAUCCAUGAGACCACCUUCAACUCCAUCAUGAAGUGUGACGUGGACAUCCGUAAGGACCUGUAUGCCAACACAGUGCUGUCUGGUGGCACCACCAUGUACCCAGGCAUUGCUGACAGGCUGCAGAAGGAGAUCACAGCCCUGGCUCUCAGCACAUUGAAGAUUAAGAUCAUUGCUCCCCCUGAGCGCAAGUACUCAGUCUGGAUUGGCGGCUCCAUUCUGGCCUCGCUGUCCACCUUCCAGCAGAUGUAGAUCAGCAAGCAGGAGUAUGACGAGUCAGGC